This is a messenger RNA of Malus domestica (apple), 1076 nucleotides long. The record is from RefSeq and is a predicted model, not a curated record. Lineage: Eukaryota; Viridiplantae; Streptophyta; Magnoliopsida; Rosales; Rosaceae.
AGCAAGCCUUUGCUUUAUUGUUUAAUAAAAGCAAGUGGUAAAGUACCAUUUUUUUAUAAAUGCCUUUUUAGGUUUUAGGUCCCCUGCUUUUAUCCUUUUUUUUUUUUUUAUGUUUUGAUUUUCUAUGCCUGCCGUGCCUCUCCUUGAUGAUUUUGAGGAUUUAGCAUCCUCAUCCCCCCCCGUAAGAUGGCUUCAGCGAUCCUCUUUCCCUUGGCUUUGAAAUCUGGUGGUUUUCCUCUAGAAGCAAGCGACUAUUCCGCUAUAUUUGGACUUCCGUGGACUUCGUUGCAUUUCAAACUUCUAUUUGGAUUGGGUAUCCGUGGAUUUCAGAGUAAAAAUGGGUCACAAAAAAAACUUUCAUUCUCUUCCUGCCGCCUUGUAUUCUUGCUCUUCCCACUUUUGAUUGUUCUUCUUUUUGUGGAUCGAAGGCUCACUACUUUGCAUGUGAUUCCUUUUAUCAAACAGGCGUCCCAAGUAGCGGCAUCUCUUCGAUUGGUUGUUGGACAAACCAUUUUGCAGCCCCGAGUUAGUCGAAGACAAUUGUUGAUUCAUGGCUCCAAAGGAAAAAACGGCUUUGCACAGUUUCCUCCCCCUUUUGUAGGAAGACAUUCAGAUUUAUUUUUUUUUAUUUUAUUUACUUAUGGAUGUUAAUUUGUAUGUAAAGCCCAUCCUCUUUUUUUUUUGGGCUGGAUCACAUUUUUGUUUUGCCUUGUAAUUUGACCCAAUUUGUAUGGACUUUAUUUUUUUUGUUGUAUAUUUUUGUUGUUCAACAGCACCGACUUUAGUUCUGUAUUCCUUAUGCAUAGACACAGACACCGACUGCCCAAUACCUGUUGGACUCCACCGCGUACGAAAACCACAAAGAAAUUGGCUCUGGCUACAAGACCUUCAUUAAAAAGUACAUUGGAUCCGAAAUCUUGUCCAUGGCCAACGCUUGUUCCGGAACCAACGGAUCUCAGUUCUUUAUCUGCACCGCCAAAACCAAGUGGCUCGACAGCAAGGCUGUCGUCAACAAGGCCGCAACACUACUGCCCCAAGAACAAUCAACCCAACAAGAACAAUCAACCAAAACAAUC